UAGUAUCCGGAACUGGCAUUGCUCACUUGCAUUUCCUGCACGUUUUGCUGCCGGAAAUCCCUGGUUUCUCCGGCGAAGAACAGCGCGGAUCAGUACCAGUGUGUCCGGAGUGUCCGGGCCAGAUGGAGCGGGAGCAGGAGCAGGAGGCGGGCACAGCACAGCAACUGCUCGGUCGGCGCGUGCGCGCGGACACGCGACACCCGGUGUACCGCGGCAUCCGGUACCGCGGGGGCAAGUGGGUGUCGGAGAUCCGGGAGCCGCGCAAGUCCAACAGGAUCUGGCUGGGCACGUACCCGGCGCCGGAGAUGGCCGCCGCGGCCUACGACGCCGCCGCAUUGGCUCUGCGGGGCGCCGAGGCCGCGCUCAACUUCCCCGGCGCGGCCAUGUCCCGGCCCGCGCCGGCGUCGUGCUCUCCCGACGACAUCCGCGCGGCCGCUGCGGCCGCCGCUGCCGCGGUGAUCGGCCGUUCCCAUUCGCCGCAGGUGGGUGGUGAAGCAGCUGCUGGUGGUGGUUGCGGUGCAAGCACUUGGUCGUCCGGUGCCGGUGCCCAGGGCCAGGUGCCGGAGCACCGAGCGGGCGACAGGCGGAUCGUGGACGAGGACGACGUGUUCCAGGUGCCGCGACUGCUGGCGGGCAUGGCCGAGGGGUUGAUGAUGAGCCCACCGAGGCUCGUCGGCCCCGCGACGGACGGCGCCGUGUUGCUGGAGGAGGACGGCAGCGAGGACGGCGUGGUGAGCCUGUGGGAUCACUCGUGAACUCAGAACUCAACCAUGCAUGCAUAAUUGCAUUGCAUCCUGACGUGGACGUGAGCGUCAACGGCUACAAACACUAUACAAGUACAAACGUCGCGCCACAGUGUGGCUAGAGAGGGGGACGGCGUGCCUCUGGAACGAAUCUGUCCUUUGUUUCACUGCAUGCACUAGUGGAUUAGGAUCAGGUAGCCCGUGGCCAAGUUAUUACUACGGCGGAGUUUUGAUGCUCCUGAUACUCUCUGCCGCCAGAUCGCUGAACACGUGCAUCUGUAACUCCAGUACCGGUCUGCACUCCCGUAGCACACGGCUCUGCACACUUCGCUGGAGAGCAGAGCAGAGCAGAGAGCAUGGACAAGGCGUGUCCCAGAUGUGUAAAUUCUGCAGUACAGCCGUGCAGUGCAGCUACUACUACACCAGUCGACGGCCUUGGCCUUGUUUAGGGCUUGUUUAGUUCCAAAAUUUUUUGCAAAAUCGAAACGGUAGCAUUUUCGUUUGUA
This is a messenger RNA of Sorghum bicolor (sorghum), 1249 nucleotides long. Its product is annotated as ethylene-responsive transcription factor ERF024. Gene Ontology annotation, biological process: regulation of DNA-templated transcription. Lineage: Eukaryota; Viridiplantae; Streptophyta; Magnoliopsida; Poales; Poaceae. Gene Ontology annotation, molecular function: DNA binding; DNA-binding transcription factor activity. The coding region runs from base 123 to 755 and encodes 210 amino acids. The record is from RefSeq and is a predicted model, not a curated record. The transcript has a single exon.